This is a messenger RNA of Rotaria sordida, 3495 nucleotides long. The record is from the annotation of a GenBank genome assembly. Lineage: Eukaryota; Metazoa; Rotifera; Eurotatoria; Philodinida; Philodinidae.
AUGGUGGAUCGAAUUGCAACAAGACCAUAUACUAACAAGAUUGAUCUUCGUCUUCAAACACUACUUACAUCUCCGUAUGCGCAACAACAAUUACAACUUGCUGGACUGAUAAGUCAUCGUGGUCAGAUUGUUACAUCACAUGACUAUCUUCGUAGUCUAUCUCAACGAAAACGUGAACGACGAGAACGUGAAGCAAUAAAACAAGAAAUUGUUAUACGGACAUUAAAAAUUGAUCAAAAUAAUCGUCGUAGUCGUCGUCAUCAAUUCGAUCUUACUGCACGACGUGCUGUGAAUAGUAAUUUUGACACUCUCAGUAGACAGUAUAGAAAGCAAUCAUAUGGACGUAAAAAAUCUCGUGAGAAAAGUGCUCCGGGUUAUUUAUCGAAAUCGGAAAAUGAUGGUGAACAACGAAUACGAGUGACUUCUGCGCAUAAAACAAUAUCAAAAAUUAACAAAGAUUUAUCAGAAUCUGAUUAUGAACAAAAUCAUAUUGAACUAUUGGAUAAACCACAUGUGCUUUCCGUCGAGCGUCAUGUAUGCGAAGUAACUAUGUUUUACGGAUUAAAGCCAACUACGAAAAACGGGCAACCUGCUCGUGAUGAAAUUGUUGUCAUGCAACAACAUACCACUGGAGAAAAUUUAGUCAUCUAUAGAGGAUUUUUAACCGAAGGCGAAUCCUUUUCAUUCAAAUCACAACGUCGAUCCACAUCUCCUCUCUCAUUGGCUUUUUAUGCCAAAGGAUUUAUUGAUAGUGUAAUAAAUGAUUGUUGUGAGUUUAAAUAUGGUAGAAGAAAUCAACAUAUUAAUCAACAUAGUAGAUUUUUGAUCGAACAGGUUCGAAAAGCUAGUCCUUGUGAGAACUGUCGAAGAAAAUAUUUUCAAAGAGCACUAACACCAAAUGUUAAUACUACGCCAUCAGAUACUGCACGAAAUGAUUCUACUCAAAAUGUACUUCAAUGUUUUUUAACAUCUACACCUGAACUCUCAAUUGAUAAUCAAGAAUAUGAUUCAUCAGAAAAACCAAAUGCAAAUUCAAAAGAACAUCAUAGAAAUAAAAAAAUAACACAACAUAAAAAACAUAAAGAUAGUGUUAACACAAUGGAUGAGAAUGGGAACAAAGAUAAACAGCUAACAGAUGAACAAAAGAAUAAGAAAUUAUCUUCCAAAUCUUCCUCUCAACAACAUUUAACUCGAGAACAAACAGCAUCAGUUGACUUCAGUCUUCUAGAGUAUACACUUCUUCAAGAACAAAAACCAUCGAAAAAAAGAAUUCCAAGAAAAUCUAACAAUCCAUCGAUUAUGAAAAGAAAUUCAAUCAAGCACAAUGCUGAACUUAGUCCUAAAGAAACAACAUCAUUGGUAUCUUCACAAGGAACAGAAUAUAUUCAAACAUGGCCCAAUGAAACAGAUAUCAUUCCUUGGGACACUCACAGUUCAGCUGAUAGUUUCAGUACAGUAGGUGCGAAAAAUAUUUUCCAAAUGUCUAUGACUCAAAUACAACAACAACAAUUACAAGAUCUCUCACAUCAAUCUCCAUUAAUUCGUAUGGUACGUCUUGAAAAGAGUGUAGAAAAUUUUAUUUAUAUCCUUGAUAGCAACAUACAAAUUUCAAAUGUAGACAAGACAAAAUUACGUGGUAUUAUAAAUUUUGGAUUCAUAUUUAAUUAUAUUAAUGAUAAAAUAUGUAUUGAAUUUAUCACUCAAAUUGUUAAUGAACAAAUUAUUUUAAUUUUAUCAAGUACAACUAUGAAAAAUUUAGAUCGAAAUAUACGUGAUGCUUCACAAAUUCAUUCUAUUUAUAUUAUUGACGAUAUUAAAGAUUAUUCAAAUGAUUUUGAAAAAAUUCGAGGUAUCUAUCCAAAUAUAACUAAUAUUUGGGAUCAACUUGAGAAAGAUAUCGCACUAUUUACAUAUGAUCUUAGUACGAUUUUAUCAAUCCCUGCUGGUGACACUAGUGACAGUACUUUUGCUUAUAUACAAGUAUUGAAAGAUAUACUUUUGGAAACCGAUGAGAAAACUGAUUUGAAAAAACAAAUGUUAGACUUCUGCCGUCAAGUAUAUGCUGAUAAUGAUAUACAAUUGAGAUUUAUUGAUGAAUUUGAACAUCAUUUUCGACCUGAUGAAGCAGUUAAAUGGUAUAUACGUCAAGAAACAUUUCUAUUUAAAAUGCUUACACGAGCCUUUCGAAUACCAGAACCGGAUUUACUUUUUAACCUUCGUUUUUUUAUUCAAUAUCUUCAUCAUCAGUUGAAAUCGAACUUCGUUAAAACGUCAACAAUUGUUUAUUACAUUCAACAUAUAUCAAAUGAUAAUUUUGAUAUAAUAUUAAAAAAUCAAGGAGGUUUUCUAGCUUUUAGUCAAUUUCUUUUAACAAAUAAAACUAAAAUUAUACAACAACAACAACAACGAACUACUGGACUGUCGUUUAAUAAUUCUGAAUUUAAAUUAGUUCUUUUUCAAAUGGAACUCGGCACUACAAUUCCUAAAAUAGAUAUUGAAACAUCUCAUAAACAAGUAUUCAUUAGUGCUGCAACUAUAUUUCGUAUUUCAAAUGUCAAACAGACAAAUAAAAAAAUACCAAUUGUAAAACUAACAUCAAAUGAUGACGUAUUGCAAGCAAUACAAGAAGUAACGAAAAAUGUACGUGAAGCUGCUCAUGGAUCUUUUCCAUUACUUCGUAUGGCCAAGCUUAUGAAACAGAUGGAAUACAUUCAACAUACAAAAUAUUUUUGUCUCAUGUUAAUGGAUGAUCCAAUAACUGUAGACAAUGAAAUAGCAAAUUUAAUUGUUGGUGAAUUAUUUCAUACGCUUGGUAGUUUUUAUUAUGAACAAGAACAAUAUGACCAUGCACUUGAACAACUUCAAAAUUCUCUUACAGUUUAUUUACGUGUUUUACCUCUAGAUGAUAUAAAAUUAACACCUACCUAUAAUAAUAUAGGAAGUAUCUGUCAUAAACAAGGACUUGAUAAACAAGCACUUCAAUUUCAUAUGAAAGCGUAUAAUAUACAAGUAAAAUCUUCAAAUUCUGAUCCCGAAUCAAUUGCAACUUAUGCAGGUAAUAUUGCUUCUGUACUUGUAAAACAAGGCAAAUAUGAUGAAGCAAUUUCAUUUCUUCAACAUGAUUUACAAAUUCGAGAACAAUUUCAUCCAAAUGGCGACGAUAUAAAUUUGGCAGUUAAAUAUCACAGUCUUGCUGGAGCUCAAUUUAAAAUUGGUCAAUAUACAGAAGCAUUAGAAAAUUAUAAACAUUGCCUCGAAAUUGAGCUUAAAUUACAUCCAAAAACUCAUCCUACUGUAGCUGUAACUUAUUAUAAUAUAGCAACAACAUUGGAGGCAUUAGAACAAUUGAAAGAAGGGAUAGAAACAAUUCAAAAAGCUAUAGCACGCCUACUUCUGACGAAAGAUACAAAUGACGAAGAGGUACAAAUGUAUAAAGAAUAUGAAAAGAGUUUGCAACAAAAACUUUCGAUCAAAAGUUUAUAUGGUACUACUUAG